CUCUUCUCAGCAUGUCCUCGUCCGCCAGCUCCUCCACGCCCGGCUCGCCCACGCUGCCGCCGUCGCGCCUCGGCACAAAGGCGCACUGGGACGCCGUGUAUGCGCGCGAGGUGGCCAACUUCCGCGAGAAUCCUGACGACGAGGGCGAGGUGUGGUUUGGAGAGACGGCCUCGCGCCGCAUGAUCGCCUCUCUGCGCUCGCUGCUCGCCAACAACAGCCUCGAGGCGCCUUUCAGCGUACUCGACCUCGGCACGGGCAACGGGCUGCUGCUGCACACGCUGCUCGACGCAGACCUCACGCCGCCGGCGCGCAUGAUGGGCAUCGACUACUCCGAGGGCAGCGUCACGCUGGCACGCGAAGUGGCCGAGGCGAGAGGAGAGGGCGCCGAGGAGAUCAGGUGGGCGCAGUGCGACUGUGUGGACGAUGAGGAGGCGGUCAAGCGCCUGGGAGAGUGGGAUGUGCUGCUUGACAAGGGCACGCUGGACGCAAUAGCUCUCUCCUCGCAUGCCUCUGUGCGCUCCUACAUCCGCAGCACGCGCACCCUGCGCGGUGCAUCCGGCAUUCUUCUCCUCACCUCGUGCAACUUCACGCUCGAGGAGCUCAAAGCCCUCUUCCUCGACGACGCGGAGGGGAAGAAGGAUGAGAUUGAGGAGCUGGAGGAGGACAAGAAGCCGAAAUUCUCGUUUGGUGGAAAGACGGGGAAUACGACGACGGCGGUGCUGGUGCGGAGAAGGAAGGAAUGAGAUGGAUUGAC
Messenger RNA from Tilletiopsis washingtonensis, 754 nucleotides. RefSeq lists its product as hypothetical. The transcript is spliced from 3 exons. The record is from RefSeq and is a predicted model, not a curated record. NCBI's taxonomy places the organism in Eukaryota, Fungi, Basidiomycota, Exobasidiomycetes, Entylomatales. Bases 12 to 743 code for a protein of 243 amino acids. Gene Ontology annotation, molecular function: protein-lysine N-methyltransferase activity. Gene Ontology annotation, cellular component: cytoplasm. Gene Ontology annotation, biological process: peptidyl-lysine dimethylation; peptidyl-lysine monomethylation.